AGCACACUUGCUGCUGACUGUAGCUUCCCGACUCCUUCCUAUGAUCGUUUGACAGCUUCCAAGCUGAUACCGGAAGAACAGAAAGCUGCCGCAUUUAACAUUUUUCAACUUUCCAAUCGAAAUCUGACCGAUUUCAGAUCUUCGAUUUCAUGGCUUCGAGGAGAAACCCCAGCUUUAAUAACCCCAAACCAUGCCCGCACCUCUCCUCCUACCGAGAAAAACACGGCCUUUCCGGCUACGAAUCCUUACAGAAGAGCCUACGCUCCUCGCCCAGCGGCCGCACAGUUCUCAGUCGUCUCCAAUCGACAAAUCCUACCUGCAGUUCCUGCCCUAAUACGUCAAUCGGCCGUCUUUAUUUCUGCUUGAUAUGUUCUUCCAUCUCAUGCCCUAGCCACGCCGCUUCCCACUCUAUGUCCUUUCCUGGCCACGACAUCUCCGUCGACGUCGAGCGCGCCGAGCUCUUCUGCCUCUCCUGCGCCGACCAAGUCUAUGAUCCAGAUUUCGACUCCGCCGUCGUAGCGGCGGCCGCCAAGAACCUUCAUCCCCCACUACGCCGCCGGAGGCGAAAGCCGCUGUUGAUGCUUUUGCCGCCUCCUGCUGCGAUAUCGAGCUUUAGGGGUAUAAGGACCGCGUUGAGGCAUCCAUGGGGACUGAGGGGUUUGAACAAUUUGGGCAAUACUUGCUUCAUGAACUCUGUAUUGCAGGCUCUGUUGCAUACACCGCCAUUGAGGAACUACUUCCUGGGUGAUCACCACAAGCGGGAGGUUUGCCGACAGAGGAGGAGGAGGAGAGGGGCUUUGGCGGUGGCUGGUGGGGGAGAAGGGCCGUGCUUGGCUUGUGUUGUAGAGGGAGUGUUCUUGGAUGUGUUUUCGGGCGACCGGAAACCUUAUAGCCCUGCGAGGUUUCUUUACAGUUGGUGGAAGCAUUCAUCUAAUCUCUCUGGUUAUGAGCAACAGGAUGCUCAUGAAUUCUUCAUUUCAAUACUAGACAAGAUACAUGACAAGGAGUUAUCUGGCUUUAAUAGUAAAGGCAUUGUUGAUUGCCAUUGCAUUGCCCAUAGUGUAUUUUCUGGAAUCCUGAGAUCUGAUAUCACAUGCACUGUGUGUGGCUUUACAUCAACUACCUACGAUCCAUGCGUCGACAUUCCCGUCGACUUGGAGACAGUCUAUCACACGGAUAAAUCUGCAAGCCCAGCUGAUAAAACCAGACUAUCCACUCUCACAGGAAGCCUUGACCUCUUCACAAGGCCUGAGAAGCUUGGCUCUGAUCAGAAACUAUACUGUCAAAACUGCAGGGUAAAGCAAGAAUCAGUGAAGCAAAUGUCCAUUCGAAGGCUCCCACUGGUCCUAUGCUUCCAUGUUAAGAGAUUUGCACACUCAGUGAUCCGGCGGACAUCGAAAAAGCUUGAUCAGUAUAUGCAAUUCCCGUUCUCUCUCGACAUGACACCAUACCUCUCAUCUUCAAUAAUAAGGAAUAGGUUUGGAAACAGGAUCUUUGCUUUUGAAGGAGAUGAAUCAGAUCUAUCAGGCGAGAUAUCCUCAGAGUUUGAGGUUUUUGCUGUGGUUACUCAUUGUGGAGGGUUGGAUUCAGGCCAUUAUGUUACUUACCUGCGUUUAAGAAACCAGUGGUACAAGUGUGAUGAUGCUUGGAUUACAGAGGUGAGGGAGGAGGUGGUGAGAGCUUUGCAAGGUUAUAUGAUUUACUAUGUACAGAAGGUUCUCUACCACAGGAGUGGAGAAGAGAGGGUGAUUCCUUCCACAGGGUGCUAUUGAAAGGUGAAGAAGCCUUCAGAAGCAAACUUAUUUGAUAAAGCUGACAUUACACCAAACAGGGGAGAAGAAAGAGGAAAGAUUCUGAUAGGAGCUAUAAAUGAAAACUGCAAGUGAAAAUCUUUGUACUGUUAAAUUGUUUGUUUUAGCUAUGUUUUGUUGAGUUCACUGAUUUUAAAGAGUUUUUCCAGUGAAGUAGAUUAUCACUUUACUGGUUUUGAGUCCUUUGUGAAUUAUUCUUUUGUUUUUCAUGGUCUCUCUCUCUCUGUGUACAUAGUUAUAUAUGAUAGUGGUUUUUGUAGUAGAUGAAAUAAUUGUCUCAUUUGUGGGAUUAUAACAUAGUAAGAUUUCCUCUAUUUUUUUACCUUA
Dendrobium catenatum is the source of this 2138-nucleotide messenger RNA. RefSeq names its product ubiquitin carboxyl-terminal hydrolase 22. Gene Ontology annotation, molecular function: cysteine-type deubiquitinase activity; zinc ion binding. The record is from RefSeq and is a predicted model, not a curated record. The coding region runs from base 150 to 1772 and encodes 540 amino acids. The transcript is spliced from 4 exons. Gene Ontology annotation, biological process: protein deubiquitination. NCBI's taxonomy places the organism in Eukaryota, Viridiplantae, Streptophyta, Magnoliopsida, Asparagales, Orchidaceae.